GUGAUUUAGUGUGACGUAACUGACUUUAAACGAGUCAAUUAUUAUGCAACACGCCGCUACUGCAGCUCGUCUACUUGAGUGUUUGGUGGUUCAACAUAGUAAGUCAGGAAAUAUUACAAUACCAUUAAUAGAGAAAUAUGUCCAGGUUUGACAGUGAAGCCAUAUGGAGGGAUCUACGUCAGCGGGGAUACUGUGUAAUACCAAAUGUGAUUCCGGCUAAAAAGUGUGAUGAACUUAGUCAAGAGUUAAAAUCUUGGGCUCUGGCUCAAGAUAAUGGGGAACUUUUUAAACACCCAUACUCCCUGACCAAUGUUCCGCGGAUAGGCCAUCUAGAAUCCGCGUGGAAAGCAAGAUUGCUGGCCAAGGAUGCUUUUGCAGCAGUUUGGGGAACAGACAAGUUGGUUUCUAGCUUUGAUAAAUUAUCAAUAUGUCCGCCUCCAGAAAUCAGCACUGGUGAUUUCGACACUGGCUUCUCGUGGCUACAUUUAGACAGAAGCGGAAAUAGACGCGGUCUUCACGCAUUUCAAGGUGGGAUUUACUUAGAGGAAACAACAGAAACUGAUGCUUGUCUGCGAGUUAUGGAAGGUUCCAGCAAAUAUACCGAUGAAUUUUUCUCUACGCAUCCCGAGGCUACAAAACAAACCCGCGACAGGGAACAUUAUAGACUGUCCGAGGAUGAGAUCGCGUGGUAUAUCUCAAAGGGAUGUUUCAAAAAAAUAGUUCCAGCGCCAAAGGGGUCAGUAGUAUUGUGGGAUACACGAACAGUGCACGAUAACGUCAAAGCAAAGAAGGGGAGACCACACGCGGAUAGAUGGCGUUACGUUGUGCUUGCGUGCAUGCUUCCAGCAAUCUGGGCUAGCGAUGCAGAAUUAGAAUUCAGGCGUAAUGCUUUCGAGAAUAUGUCGCUGACAUGCCAUAUGCCAUGUGUAAAAGUUCGAACCCACGUGUUCAGUGAUGACAUUCCAGAAAGUCUUAAAGCCAUUCAGAAGAUGCCCGAUAUUACUAAGACACCGGAAGUUCUAAGGUUGGUUGGUAUUGAAAAAUAUGACUUUAAUGACGGUAAACCGAAUGGUCCUGAGGACAAACCGAAAUGGACUUCAGAUAAUAUUGAAUCUUAAAGGACAAUAUUGGUGCCAGUCGUUAUCACUUAUGUGAUAGAACUGGUUAAACACGUUCGAAAUAUUAUUUUAUCACAGAGAUCAUUACUACGAUAGAUGAAUAAUCAAUGUUUUAACAAUAGGGGGGGGGGUGGCUGAAUGGUUAGCGUGCGCGCGCUGUAUCAUACAGUCUGUCAUUGAGUCGACUGGCGUGGUUUCGAAUCCCCGGUUGUACGUGGCAAGGAGUAGGGUCGCCUGUCCAACCUCGUGGGUUUUCUCCGGGUCCUCCGGUUUCCUCCCACUGCUAAAGACCCCUACGUGCAAGCGAAUUAUGUAAAUAAAAUUAAACCAUAUGUUAGUCCCGAAAUGACCUAGUUUGUGUCGAGUGGACGUUAAACCCCAUUUCUCUCUCUCUCUCUCUUUCAACAAUAGGAAUUGACGAACGCAAAAGGAAAACACGAGUUAUCCUUCUAUAUAA
Patella vulgata (common limpet) is the source of this 1575-nucleotide messenger RNA. RefSeq lists its product as uncharacterized. The transcript has 2 exons. The record is from RefSeq and is a predicted model, not a curated record. The coding region runs from base 138 to 1118 and encodes 326 amino acids. NCBI's taxonomy places the organism in Eukaryota, Metazoa, Mollusca, Gastropoda, Patellidae.